AGUCAUAUUUAGUAGGAAACAACUUUUUCAGCAUUAUCAUAUCAUCAGAUUUUCUUUAGACAGAUGGUAAUGUUGUCAUUAGCUAUUAAAGUUUGUCAAACAGAGCUAAAAAUGCUAACUUUAUCCAGCUAAAAUCCAGUGGCCUCCCCUCAAUCUUAGCUAGCUAAUGUUCUACUGCAUCUAAAGUCAAUAUGUUGACCUCAAAAUGAUGACAAAAGGUUUUCCUACUAAUUAUUUGCCUCCUUCUGAAUUUCAUUGUAUUUCCAAGUCACUGUAAUGCACUUUUGAUUAAAUCUUCAUCAGCACUCAUUGACGAUGCAUUGCGUAGAAUGCUCAGUUGGGUAUCAGUCCAAAACAAAUGUUCAAAACAAUAUUUUGACAAAACAUGCAACCAAUGAAUUGAUAAGGUAUGACAUCAACCCAUGCUUUGGUUUUGUUGGCCAUGGUUUCAAAUGCUAACUUAAGCAUUUGUGGCACAAAUCCAAUUCAAGUCAAUGGUACCUAUAUUAGCAUUUUCACACUUCAUGUUUGCCACAAAUGCAAAAAAAGUUAGCAUUUGAAACAGUGGCCAGGUAAACAAAAUAAUGGCUUGCUGUCAUACAUUGUUCAUAGACUGCUUACAUAGUAAGGAAAUCAAUAUGUAAUUUGGGUGAACUAUCCCACCUCUUACCUCCACCAGACACGCAGGCGUCCCAUCUAGACAUCUGGAAAUGCAAAUGCGCUACGCUAAAUGCUAAUAGCACUCGUUAAAACUCAAACGUUCAUUAAAACACACAUGCAGGGUACUGAAUUAAAGCUACACUCGUUGUGAAUCCAGCCAACAAGUCAGAUUUUUAAAAUGCUUUUCGGCGAAAGCAUGAGAAGCUAUUAUCUGAUUGCAUGCAACACCCCUAAAGACCCGCAGGGGACGUAAACAAAAUAAUUAGCAUAGUCGGCGCUACACAAAAUGCAAAAAUAAAAUAUAAAACAUUCAUUACCUUUGACAAUCUUCUUUGUUGGCACUCCUAGAUGUCCCAUAAACAUCACUAUUGGGUCUUUUUUUCGAUUAAAUCGGUCCAUAUAUAGCCUAGAUAUCGAUCUAUGAAGACUGUGUGAUCAAGGGAAAAAACAGCGUUUUAAAACGCAACGUCAUUUUUUUUUAUUAAAAAGUUGACGAUAAACUUUCACAAAACACUUCGAAAUACUUUUGUAAUGCAACUUUAGGUAUUAGUAAACGUUAAUAAUCGAUCAAAUUGAUCACGGGGCGAUGUAUAUUCUAUAGCUCUACGUCUUGAAAUAAUGUCCGGAUAAAUCUCAACCAAAAUAUCCUGUUGGAGACCGGAAGAAAUGGGCUGUCUCUUGUUCGUUUGACCAAGAAACAAAGCCUAGGCAAAUGACAAGACUGUUGACAUCGUGUGGAAGCUGUAGGUAUUGCAACCUCGGCUCCAGGUAAUGUGGUUUCCAUUCAACAAUACAUUCAAGUGGCGCAUUGAUAUAUUUUCCAGUGAUCAGAUUUUCCUGCGCUUUUCGAUGAAACGCACGUUCUGUUAUAGUCACAGCCGUGAUUUAACCAGUUUUAGAAACGUCUGAGUGUUUUCUAUCCACACAUACUAAUCAUAUGCAUAUACUAUAUUCCUGGCAUGAGUAGCAGGGCGCUGAAAUGUUGAGCGAUUUUUAACAGAAUGUUCGAAAAAGUAGGGGGUAGGAUGAAUAGGUUAAACAUUGAGGGGUUCUUAAAAAAAAUACUUAAAAGCUGGAACAGCACCAUUUAGUGGUCAGAACCUGGUAUUAUCAGGAUGUGGGAUGGGACAUAAACCUAACAACGUCAAUGACUAAUUGAACAGGGAAAAACAAAUUCACUGAAAAUACAUUACAUAGGAUGAAGAAACAAUACUCCAAGCUGCAGCUCCAUACUGCUUGUCAAACACAGAACUGAUACUGUAUAGUCCUUGUUGGGAUUAGUGUGGUGGGUCCGUGGGAGGCUUUUGACAAUUUCUUUGGAUUCUUCAUGUCUUACUCAUUGUUAGAAAAAAAGUUUGGUCCAAAUCAAAUGUUAGUUCCUAUAUUUAUUGAAUAUAAUACAAUUAAAAUUGCCAAUUUGAAUGCGAAUGUUAUCCGUUACUAGCAACAAAAUAGGUUUCAGAACAAUCGUGUGGCGUGUAGGAGAAUACUAUAAGCCCUAGGCCUAUAUUGUCUCAACUGACUUUUUCCAAUGGCUCUCCUUAGGUUUUGACUAUAGCCUAUAUGUAGUAUUGUCUGUCACACCGACAGUAUUUGAGGCUUUUCAUUUGGGUUUAUUAUCUGAGUGGUCUUGCAAUGUAACCAAUAGACAUGUUUUCCUCGGGACUGUCUAAAUAUGGUUUAAAUGGACCCUAGUAAUCCCAUAAUGACUGCCAAAUCGGCACUCUCUCUCACCAUAAUCCCCUUUUGGAAAAAUCUCUCAUCUGGUGAACAACAGUGACACACUGUCUCUUUAAGAAUGAGAAGAAUGACCUGUCUAUUGUGACAUUACAGACACAUCACUGUGGAAUAGCAGCAGAGGAACCGUCUGCAAAUACAAUAUUUUGAGAGCCUCUCAAUCUGCAGUGUCUGGAUGCCAAGGGUGCAGAAGUUAGGCUACUGGUGUGUUUUUCUGAGCCAGCUUGAUCAUACCUGAGCCAGCUUGAUCUUAUUCAUUGAGUUUUCCCUCUGGAGUUUUUCUUGUUUGGAAAGCCCUUUGAUGGUGGAAAGAGGAUGGACCAUGGCAGCCAGCAGCAGCAGCAGCAGCACCCAGCCAUGAUACGGCUCUAUGAGGUCCAGCGGGAGGUCCAGUCUCUGGGCCCUCAGGUGUGCACCUUCAGCGGGUUGAAAAACGAGCGGGAGUAUCGGCGGCUAGAGCGCGAGCUGACCCGGCUGCUCCUGGAGGUCGACCAGGUGGACACGGAGGGCAGGGCAGACCUACAGGGGGCACGCAAGAGAGCAGCCCAGGAGGUAGAGGGGCUGCUGCGCUACCUUGAGGAGAACGCCACCCACCCGUCCCGCCUGGCCAUCGAGGAGCUGAGCCGGGAGGCCCAGGGGCUGGUGGAGCAGGGGGUGGUGGAACCGCAGCGGGCCGGGGGCACAGCAGAGAUCAGUGAUGAGCUGGUGGAUGCCGUGCAGGAGCUGAUACUGAGGCUCACCCAAGUGAAGACAGGAGGGAGGGUGCCCCUCCGUAAAGCUCGCUAUCGGGCCCUGACACGACUGUGUGCCGUGCAGGACGUGAUCGAGGGGCGCACGCGCCAGCAGACCCUCCCCCUGUCAGAAGAUACACACGUGGCUGUGCAGAGGAUCAACCAGGUGAUGAUGCAGGUGAGCGGGGCGCGCAGCCAGCUGGUGGCACUGCUGAUGGGGCUGAGUGGGAGGGAUAGCUGUGCCCACCUGUCCCGCGUGCUCACUGAGCUCCUGGUGGAGCUGGAUGCCCUCGAUGUGUCAGGGAACGCAGCGGUCCGGAACUACCGCAAACAGGUGGUGGAGGAGAUCAACGGUCUGCUCAAACACCUGGACCUGGAGGGAGAGGGAGACGACACGCGCAGGUAUGACUUGGCGCAGAAUGACUCAAUCCGUCAGAUUGAGGCUGUGCGGGGUCGGGUGGGCCAGCUGCGCGGGGAGGUCCUGCGACACUGUGGGGUGGGUGACCUCUUCAGGCCCAAGCCUGAGCUCCAGAGUCUCCUCACACACCUGGACCAGGUGGACACGGCCCGUAACCCCUGUAUCCGUGAGGCCCGCCGACGUGCUGUGCUGGAGGUCCAGGCUGUCAUCACCUUCCUGGACCUCCGUGAGGCCCUGAUCUGCCGCCAGCCUGGCUCCAACGAGCCCCCACAACACAGGGCUGUGUGGAUGGUCCUGGGCAGCCUGUCAGACCUCCAGGCCCAGGUACUCUGCUUCAACGGCAAGCGGGCCGACAAGAGCUACAUAUUGCUUGAGGAGCUUCUAACUAAACAGCUGCUGGCCCUGGAUGCAGUUGACCCACAGGGUGAUGAGAUGACCAAAGUGGCCCGCAAGCAGGCAGUCAAGUUUGCCCAGAACAUCCUCAGCUAUCUGGACAUGAAGACAGACGAGUGGGAAUACUGAUCCACUGGAAAAGACUAUACAUAGCUGAAGUAUGCGUACGCCGACCUAUUAAAUUGUAUAUAUACACUGGUGUAUCAUCACUAAGAGUUGGGGUCUGUACAUUUUGACUAAAUCCCAGAAUGCACUGCAGCAGCGCUUUUGGUCUCUUUGUUGUCAUUGUCGCUGGCCUGUGGGUAAAAACAACAACCCAAGAAACAUUUUGUGAAAUACAAUUUGGAGAAAAGUGUUAUGACGUGCUUUUGAAAGUUUGAGCAUCUUUUUGAAAUCUACUGUAUGUGUAUGAGUUUUGAUCAGUGUUGUUGUGUGGUUCUAAAGCCUGCGGCCAAAAGCACUGAAGCCUGUUAUGGUGGUGGUCAGAGUAGUUAAGAUCCAGCCACGUCGUCUGUUUUUCAAAAGCAGGAGUGGGACUAGAGUAAUUACAUCUCAAUGGUAUCCAUGUUUUGCUUGACUACUUUGGAGGUCAGUUGUAAAUUAACUCAGCCAAACGAUGUCUGUGAUGUCUCAAAAUACUUCUUUACCGAGAUGAACAGAGAGUGUACAUCAGCACUGUGAGACAAGAUCUUCACCUGUUCAUUUUGCUUAUCCUCUGCUCUCUUUCUUCCUUUAAUCAACACUUCUGAGGCAAACUCCCCAUAACCAUGGCUGGACACACCAGUCUCUGGCAACUGUUCAGGUGACAAAUGGAAAGGAGAGCUUCUUCAUGGCUUUACCCACUGUCCUCCAUGGGCAUGGAACUCAGUGAAGUUAAACAGCCUGUGAGAUCCUUUGUCAACUUGGAGGGUUAGUUAAAGGCCUAGUUAUAAAGAAUGAAUAUUUGUAGACAUGAUCAAUUACUAUGUUUGUCUGUAAUUUGUAGCUAAAUGUUGAUUGUGACUUGUGUGUUUGCGAGGCUAUAUCUUGUCUGCAUUGAAUUUAGUGAAGGGGAAAAACAGAGUGUGGAGGUGGUUUUGUUUUUGUCUGUGACUUUUCUAUUGUCAGAGGAGUAUGUCUGGGAGCCCUGGUGAGGGUCACUGAUUUUUACCUUACUAUUAUUAUAGCUGUUGACAGUGAUCACAGUGGACAGGGCAGUCUAAAACCGCUUCAGCAGAGGUAGGGAGCUAUUAGUUUUUAAAAAAAAUCUGUUUUUAUCCCAAACAAAGCAACCCCCACCAUACUCCACACACAAGCUAGGGAGGGACUGGCUGCUACCUUUUACAAAAGAAUCCUGAAUGCACAAAGACCAGAAAAACUAAAUGGGUGACAGGAGCACCUAGGCUAUUGUCACCGUGAGAAAUUUGCACUUUUUACAAAUUUUCAGUAUUAUACCUCAACUGUUCGUAAAUGGACCCCUGCAUGCCUGGUAGAUAGCCCUAAGUACUAACAGAGCAUAAACAGUCCUCAGUUAACUCCCACAGAACUCCCAGACUCUCAACAUGACAGGGGUUAUUCAACCCUUCCCCUGCUGCUGUUGAAAAACAUAUGGCACAAAAACAGUGAAAUCCAGCUACACGGACAUGGGAUGUCUGACUCAUGAGUGAGAUAAUGAUUUGAUUAGACAGUGUUCAGUGUGGCCUUCAUGUAAUGGGUGUUUGUUCACACAGCAAACCUAAUGCUGUCUCAAAACAACCAACCCUGCCAGAUCAGAGGCUAAAACACUAGCUACUGUUAUAAUUCUCCUCUUGAUCUGCUCACGUACCAGUAGGUGUGAUUAUCAACACACAGUUGCACACAACCUUGCAAAAAUGUAACAUACCUCUUAUCUGAAAGCAAUGCAAGGUGUUCUAUCUGAACUACGUAUGCAUCAGUUGCAUCCAGUGUUUGAAAAUGCAUUGAACAUUUUAGGGGUAGAAUGUAUAAUUUUGUCAGUGAAGAAUACCAAAGCUGAUUUAUUUCAAGGAAACUUUUUUAUGUUCUUUACUCUGUGGUGGACCUUUUGGUUUGCUUAUUUUGCAAAUGGCAGGAAUGUCUGUGGGGUACAGUAUUAAAUGUUUUAAUUUGACGAUCUGUUUCUCCAGUCGCCUUUGACUAAGUGGAUUGUGACAGGCUCUGCUGUGUUUCUCAUACAAGAUGCACGUGUACAAACGCACACUGAGGUUUAAAUGAUGUGUGAAUGCUUCAAUAAUAGGUUUGUUUGACUUUUUAUUCCCACUCCAAAAUAAAUUUAAAAAAGGUGUGUCCCGGA
Molecule: messenger RNA, 6229 nt
Organism: Oncorhynchus keta (chum salmon)
Lineage: Eukaryota; Metazoa; Chordata; Actinopteri; Salmoniformes; Salmonidae
Gene: bag5
Product: BCL2 associated athanogene 5
Exons: 3
Coding region: 2713-4068 (451 amino acids)
Biological process (GO): regulation of inclusion body assembly; negative regulation of protein ubiquitination; protein stabilization
Cellular component (GO): cytosol; membrane; cytoplasm
Molecular function (GO): adenyl-nucleotide exchange factor activity; protein-folding chaperone binding
Source: RefSeq, a predicted model, not a curated record